AUGGCUGAAACUCUGGACCGAACCGGGCGGCGAGCAGGGAAGCCGAUUGAACUCGCGAUUCCGCUUCCAAAUGCACCGCAAACUAAGAUCUACAUCCGCCUCACCAUCAGCGCGACCUCUAUACUCGUUCUGUUGACCACAGUUUUCGGAGGGGAGAAUGCCAUCAAACCUGCUUUGGGGUCUUUUGUUUAUGCUUUACCAGAUCGGGUGAAUCCAGGCCAGACCUUAUGUACGCAGCUCUACACUUACGAAUCCUCCAUCGAUUUCACAACCCGCCUAGCCAAACUCCUAGCAAGGAAAAGCAAGAUACCUGUCUAUGUUGGCAAUUCAAUGGAGUUUUCGAGCGCAGGCAUGGGAGGGACCGUCGAGGAAGAGAUGGCAGGGUUUAAGGCUGUUGUGGAAGUGGUAAUGGCCGAGGUCGACCAUCUCAGUCAACCAAGCGAUGACGGGAUCAAAAACCCUUCAUGA
This is a messenger RNA of Pseudogymnoascus verrucosus, 468 nucleotides long. RefSeq lists its product as uncharacterized. The transcript has 2 exons. The coding region runs from base 1 to 468 and encodes 155 amino acids. NCBI's taxonomy places the organism in Eukaryota, Fungi, Ascomycota, Leotiomycetes, Thelebolales, Thelebolaceae. Gene Ontology annotation, biological process: proteasome assembly. The record is from RefSeq and is a predicted model, not a curated record.